Acanthamoeba castellanii str. Neff is the source of this 1398-nucleotide messenger RNA. RefSeq names its product LIM domain containing protein. The record is from RefSeq and is a predicted model, not a curated record. The coding region runs from base 1 to 1398 and encodes 465 amino acids. NCBI's taxonomy places the organism in Eukaryota, Discosea, Longamoebia, Acanthamoebidae. The transcript has 6 exons.
AUGGAAGAUGAUGCUUCGCGGCAGGUGGUGCCAGGAUGCAGGCCCUACUGGUACUGCUGCGACGAAGAGGACGACGCGGGCUGGGGUUGCGGAUACCGAUGCUGCCAGAUGCUCGUUCAUCAGUUCAAGCGCAAGAAGCAAGAUGAAUCGCGCGAGGUGACACUACCCUCGAUUCGGCAAAUCAUCGACAGAGUGAACGACAGCCUGGGCAAGCAUGGCGACGAGGAGGCAGCGUCGUUGCCCACGCUGAAGUGGGGCGAUUGGAUGACACUAGAGCACAUCAUUCGCUUCUUCCAAACAACCCCAGAUCUGACGAAUGGGUUCGAGUACUUCAUCUUCGAGCGGCUCGAUCGGAGGCAAGGGCUGGUGGCCAAGCUGGAGGACCACCUCUCGCGGCACAACAGCCUCAUCAUCGCCGAGGGCACUGGCAUGAUCUUUUGCAUAGGCGGGCUGCGUCGAUCUACCACCGCGACGGACGACGCCGGCGAUGUGCAGCUCUACAUCUUGGAUCCGCAUGGGCCACCUUCGUCAUGGUCCGGAAGCGAAAGUGACGAACCGUUUCGAUUCAAGGGCGGCAGUGGCUGGAUUGGAUUCUAUCCCCUCUUCUUCGGGACGUGCCUCGAUGAAUUCUUUGCUGCCUUUCCGGAGAGGAAGACCGAGAUUGACGCUGCAACGAUCGACAUCUCACACAAAAAGAAGGAAGAACUCUACGCGGACGUCAUGGACAUCUGCGGUGUCUGCGAGAAGCGAAUCUACCCCAACGACCCCUCAUGGGCUGGCGAGGGCGGCAAGAAGUGGCACAAGGGCUGCUUCAAGUGCUCCGACUGCGGCGUCCUGCUGGUCCUCCGUAACGCCCAGGUCCUCGGCGGCACCAUCUACUGCGAAAAGCACAAGCCCACCGACAAGCCCACCCAGACGGCCGACAGGCUCGACCUCAACACCGAGAAGAACAAGCCCAAGGUGGCGACGGUGAACACCAACAUGCGAGGCGAGCUGGUGGGCCAGAAGUCGACCGAGGGCGCCGACAGCAUCGGCAUCGGGGGCCGCAUCCAGGCCGGCAAGCUGGCCCAGGAGUCGCGCAAUGUGAACGACAACGUGCGCGGUGAGCUCGCCGGCCAGAAGUCGGCCGAGGGCGCCGACAGCAUCGGCAUCGGCGGUCGCAUCCAGGCCGGCAAGCUGGCCCAGGAGUCGCGUAACGUGAACGAGAACGUGCGCGGCGAGCUCGCCGGCCAGAAGUCGGCCAUGAACGCCGACUCGAUGGGCAUUGCUCACUCGAUUGAGACGCAGAAGAUGGCGACCGAGACGCGCCUGGUGAACGAACAGAUCAGAGGCAGCGCCGCCGGUCAGCAGAGCAACCACGUCGCCUCCGCCGUGGCCGUCACCGGCCACCAGGAGUAA